AUUCUGCCUCCGGCUGUCUUUUGGCGGGAGGUUUAUCGGGCGGGGUCAGGGGUCGGAGUGCGGCCUCGGGCUCGGGCUCGGGCUCGCUGGACGCAGGCGGCGGCGGCGGAGUGGAGGAUGCACAGCCUGGCAGCGGGUGCGCCAGUUACUGCACUGGCCCAGGUGGAUCGAGAGAAGAUUUAUCAGUGGAUCAAUGAACUGUCGAGCCCCGAGACCCGUGAGAAUGCCCUGUUGGAACUCAGCAAAAAGCGCGAGUCCGUUCCCGACCUGGCACCGAUGCUCUGGCACUCAUUUGGAACCAUUGCAGCCCUACUGCAGGAGAUUGUAAAUAUUUACCCUUCUAUCAACCCUCCAACUCUGACAGCUCAUCAGUCUAACCGUGUGUGUAACGCACUAGCAUUAUUACAAUGUGUUGCUUCACAUCCAGAAACCAGGUCAGCAUUCCUUGCAGCUCACAUCCCCCUCUUCCUCUAUCCAUUCUUGCACACUGUAAGCAAAACAAGACCCUUCGAGUAUCUGCGACUCACCAGCCUGGGUGUCAUAGGAGCCUUGGUAAAAACAGAUGAACAAGAAGUCAUCAACUUCCUUUUGACAACUGAAAUUAUUCCUCUCUGUCUUCGUAUCAUGGAGUCAGGAAGCGAAUUGUCGAAAACGGUUGCAACUUUCAUUCUACAGAAGAUUCUUUUGGACGACACAGGACUGGCUUAUAUCUGUCAAACCUACGAACGAUUCUCUCACGUGGCCAUGAUCCUGGGUAAGAUGGUGCUCCAGCUGUCCAAAGAGCCUUCGGCCAGGUUGUUGAAGCAUGUUGUCCGAUGCUACCUCCGUCUCUCUGACAACCCACGGGCAAGGGAGGCACUGCGGCAGUGCCUGCCCGACCAGUUGAAGGACACCACCUUUGCCCAGGUGCUGAAGGAUGACACCACCACGAAACGCUGGCUGGCCCAACUGGUUAAGAACCUCCAGGAGGGGCAGGUCACUGAUCCUCGGGGAAUCCCGUUGCCUCCUCAGUGACCACCCACGUGCCCCAGUUCGUCUGGCUGGAACAUCUCGUUGCUACUAUGGUGGUGAGGGGGUGGGACAGCGUUACGUUUGUGCGCCUGCCUCUCUCUCCGAGAUGUUUGCAAGGAGGAUUGUAGCAGAUCGGGAGCCCCCAUCUCUGUUGCCCUGUCAGCUGAUGGGUGACACAGCACUGCAGGGAGGCUGGCUGAGCAGUCACACGGAGAAGAAUGCUGGGUUAUUCGUGGGCGUGCUUCAUGUGGGAAGCCAGACUGAGAUUCACCAAGGAUAGCUGAACAGUUUGCUUUUAUUCCUCUCCUCAUGUCUCUUGUGGGAUACUUUAUUUUUGGUGUGCCACAUUAGUGCAGCAGUUAUUGUGACACUAUUAUAGCUCGGGACAUUGGAGUUCCAUUCCAGCAUCCUCUAGCAAGAUUGUACGUUCCUUCCUACGUGUGCAUGGAUUUCCUCUGGGUGCUCCGGAUUCCUCCCACAGUUCAAAGACGUACUGGUUAGUAGGUUAAUUGGUCAUUUUAAUUGUCUUGUGAUCAGUCUAGGGUUAAAUAGGUGGGUUGCCGGGUGGUGCAGCUUGGUGGGCCAGAACGGCCUUUACCACACUGUAUCUCCAAAUAAAAAUAAAUAAAUUUUGGUACACCUUCUAGAAUGUAGCUGUCCCUUUCCCAUGAGCUGAUCCACGGACAACUCAUCUGGACUGUGAGGGAUCCUGGGUUUUGAACUUUCUACCUUUGCAUAUCCAGUGGCAAGCUUUGUGUGUUUCCCAUUUGCUCCCUUUCCCAGAAGCUUUCAGUUUUGCCUGGCUCCACUGUGUUGGAAGGGGGAGUAACCUGGGCACAAAUGAAUACAAAAGUCAUUGGUUCCGUCACCUCCAAACUUGAUGCUAGUUUUCUGUUCUGGCUCUCAACAUCCUACUCUCCAGCCCCAGGCAUUUCUCAUUUAAUCAGCCUAUCUUAUCUUUUGUCCAAAGUUCUUCAUUUGCACAGCUUUGCCACUGGUAACCUGU
Mobula hypostoma (lesser devil ray) is the source of this 2017-nucleotide messenger RNA. RefSeq names its product CCR4-NOT transcription complex subunit 9 (gene cnot9). Lineage: Eukaryota; Metazoa; Chordata; Chondrichthyes; Myliobatiformes; Myliobatidae. Bases 118 to 1014 code for a protein of 298 amino acids. Gene Ontology annotation, biological process: mRNA catabolic process; negative regulation of translation. The record is from RefSeq and is a predicted model, not a curated record. The transcript has 8 exons. Gene Ontology annotation, cellular component: CCR4-NOT complex; P-body; CCR4-NOT core complex.